Messenger RNA from Schistocerca gregaria, 4317 nucleotides. It is a transcript of the gene alpha-Man-Ia, whose product is annotated as mannosyl-oligosaccharide alpha-1,2-mannosidase IA. Gene Ontology annotation, molecular function: calcium ion binding; mannosyl-oligosaccharide 1,2-alpha-mannosidase activity. The record is from RefSeq and is a predicted model, not a curated record. NCBI's taxonomy places the organism in Eukaryota, Metazoa, Arthropoda, Insecta, Orthoptera, Acrididae. Gene Ontology annotation, biological process: carbohydrate metabolic process; N-glycan processing. Bases 73 to 2262 code for a protein of 729 amino acids. Gene Ontology annotation, cellular component: Golgi membrane; endoplasmic reticulum. The transcript has 10 exons.
UUUUGACACAGUCUCGGGAAUGGCGUCGUCGAGGUAGGAUGUGACAGUAGGGCUCUGUGAAAAUCUGUGACCAUGACUGCCACCGGUAUACUUCCAACCUAUCAGAGAUUUGUAAACGGUGUUCCUGUGCCAUCGUUUUCUAGACGGUCGUUUAGACCGAGAGAAAAGUAUUUAAUUCUCUUAGUGUUUAUGACAUUUGGUGUUGUGUGUUUCGGUGCGUUCUUUUACCUGCCAGAAUUUAGCCGUGCGUCGGGUACAGUGAACAGUGUUUACAAACAUAUGCAAAAAGCAGGACCGGAGCUUCUGAUACCUGCUCCGCCUCAUGCUGAUGAUGUUAGCGAAUUGCCAGGAGGUGGCAAGAUUAUUAGACAUGGUGACUUGGGCCAACAAGACCCUCAUAGAAGUGAAGAUAGGGCCAAACUUCAAGCAAAAAUUGAAGAAGCUGAAGAACAAGACAAGAUGAGGAACCAGAAAGUGUUGGAGAGACCAGACAUCUUCGUAGAACCAGUUGUAAGUGUGAGUGCAGCGCUAAAAACAAACAAACCGGUUGAAAAUGUCAUUGAGGAAAAUGCAGCACAAAAAGAGCAGAAGAUUGUAACCAUUCCACCAGCACCUAGUGAUCGUUAUCCAGCUACUUUCGGCGGUGAAGAUGCUGAUCCUAUUGCACGAGAGAGGAGGAAUAAAGUGAAAGAGGCGCAGGCGAUGCAGCGGCCGCUGUCGUCGCUGGUGCUGGCGCUGCUGCUGCUGGCGGGCGCGCUCAGCACGCUGCUGGUGGUGCGCUCUCCGCCGGGUCGGCCCGCCCCCGCCCCCGCCGCCCCCACGCCCGCCCCCGUGCGCUACGAGCUGCCCGCGCAGGACCGCAACGACUCCGUCGCGCUGGCGCGCCGCCUCAAGAUCAAGGAGAUGAUGCGGCACGCGUGGGACAACUACGUGCGCUACGCCUGGGGCAAGAACGAGCUGCGGCCGGUGAGCAAGCGCAGCCACAGCAACAGCGUGUUCGGCGCCGCCUCCAUGGGGGCCACCAUCGUCGACGGGCUGGACACGCUCUACAUCAUGGGCCUGCACGACGAGUUCCGCCAGGGCCGCGACUGGGUCGCAGACAACCUCGACGUCUCCGACCUGACGAGCGACCUGUCGGUGUUCGAGACGAACAUCCGCUUCGUGGGCGGGUUGCUGACGUGCUUCGCGCUCACGGGCGACGUCAUGUUCCGCGACAAGGCGGCGCAGAUCGCGGAGCGCCUACUGCCCGCCUUCCAGACGCAGACGGGCGUGCCCAACUCGCUCGUCAACUUCAAGACUGGGGCAAGCAAGAACUAUGGGUGGGCCAGUGGUGGCUGCAGCAUCCUGUCGGAGUUUGGUACCCUGCACCUAGAGUUCUCAUACCUGUCAGAUGUGACGGGCAAUCCUGUGUUCCGCAUGAAGGUGGACCACAUACGCAGGGUCAUCCAGGCUAUGGAGAAGCCGAAGGGGCUGUAUCCGAACUACUUCAAUCCCAAGACUGGAAAAUGGGGACAACAUCAUAUGUCCAUUGGUGGCUUGGGUGACAGCUUUUAUGAGUAUCUGCUGAAGGCUUGGCUGCAGUCGGGCCGCGAAGACCAGGAGGCACGCCAGAUGUAUGACGAUGCUAUGCAUGCCAUCAUCCAGCACAUGGUCCGUGUAUCCCCUGGUGGCCUUACAUAUAUCUCGGACCUAAAAUUUGAUCGUUUGGAACACAAAAUGGAUCAUCUUGGUUGCUUCUCAGGUGGUAUGUUUGGUUUGGCUGCUCACACUCUUAAAAAUGAUAUGUCAGAAAGAUACAUGGAAAUUGCCGAGGGUGUUACUAGAACCUGUCACGAGUCGUAUGACAGGACUGCUGCGAAGCUCGGACCGGAAGCUUUCCGCUUCACUGAGGCUAUCGAAGCGAAAGCACUGAAGAGUAAUGAAAAGUAUUACAUCUUGAGGCCAGAAGUCAUUGAAUCAUACUUCAUCAUGUGGAGACUGACCAAGGAUCAGAAGUACAGGGACUGGGGCUGGGAAGCUGUACAGGCACUGGAGAAACACUGCAGAGUUCCUGGUGGCUAUACAGGCCUAAAAAAUGUUUAUCUUGAUGAUCCUCCAAAGGAUGAUGUGCAGCAAAGCUUCUUCCUAGCAGAAACAUUGAAGUACCUGUACUUGCUGUUCAGUGAUGACAGUUUGAUUUCACUUAAUGAGUGGGUCUACAAUACAGAAGCUCACCCACUGCCAAUAAAAGGUGUCAACCCACUCUACAGAGAGCAAUUAUAAGGACUGACUCUUUAGGAUGCUAAUUUAUUUAUUUCAGGUUAAAAUGUUGGACCAGAGCUGUGAAGUAGAAUUUUCAGAGUUUGGAACAUUCUCCUGUUGAUAUUUUAGUGAAGAGAUGAUUUAAUUGGUUAUUAAGACUGUUAUUCAUAUUGAAUGACAUUAAGGGAAAGGUGACUUUGGGAAUAUUUUAACAAAUAAGUUUUGUAAGCUUCCAAAGUGUUACGAAGUAGUGAUAAAAAUGUGAAGUCACGGGACUGACUGAACCAUGAGUGGACAGUUGUGUUGUGGAGAUGCUAUUCUGUAAUAUACCGUGUGUGUCUGAAUACUGAAUUGAUGAAGACAAGAAUAUGUGCGUUUCUUUUUUAACUUUUUAACUCUUGAAAACAAAAGGAGCAGUGUAAAUAGAGCACAAAACUGUGUGUACCCUCUUCUUAAUGAACUGAGUGGCUUUGAAAGAAAAAAAUCACAUUGAAUAUAAUAAGGGUACAGUUUUUGUGAUGUUUGAUAGCAUUCCAAUGUAAUGAGAGUAUCGGGCAGACAUCAUGAUUCAAAAAUCAAUUUCCUUCUCCUGUUGGUUACAUCAUACAGGAAAUCUCUAGAUUUCACAUAAGAAUGUGAAGUACAAUAUGGUAGAUGUUCACUUGAGGAUAGUGAAAACUGCUGUGUCCACAUUUUUGUACGAUGAGAAUUAUGGUUAUGUUGAACUUGUGAAUGUUUUUAUAAUUAAAAAAAAUCAUCUUUUAUUUGUUAGCUUAUUUGGUUACGUUUCAGUCUCUACAUUGUCAUGAUAUUCCUUCAGAACCAAAGCUUUCAGUCAGGGUGCUCUACUGAGCAACCCAUUCAAAGCCUAAAACCUGACCAUCUGUGGUCCUGUAAAUCAAAAAAGUAAAUACCUAUAACUUAAUUAUUCACAAAGUCCUUAACAUGAAAUAUGCUUCCACACCCUGGGUAAUUCUGUGAAGGAAUGCAGCUGCAGUUUUUUUUAAUAAAAGUUUAUUUUAUUUUUAUUCUUUCCAUCUAAAGAUCUCUUUAUUAUCUUAAAGUAUUCGACUGAGUUUUAUUUCAAUGUGUGUUCGACAAACUGUUAACAGCCUAAGAAAAGUAGUAUUUUAUCGCUGCUGUGAGGAUUUCUUACUGUGAUACAGUGAAACCAGAGCUGUCAUAGGGAAAGACAGGGGGCCAGUUAAAACUAUGAUUAUUAUCAUCAUCUUCCAAGGUACAAAAACAUGUCCUCGUCUGCCCACGAGGCUUGGAAACUCAUUUGUGUCAAAAGCAUUUUCCUGUAAUGCAUUUAAUAUUUAGCAGAGCAUAUGUGUAGGCAUACUAGUGUUAUGACUGAGAAAAGAUUAUCUAAUUUUUUAGAUGAAUCUGGGCCUCUUUUAAGAGCCAACAUAAUUAAUGUUCAUGUUGAAUUGAGCCAGUGAUACAUACAUUGUUGCCCUACCACCAGUUUUGUUCUAUCUGAUCACAAUGUACAGUUAUAUAAUUCCUUUCAAUUAUCCAACGGCCACACAAUUUGCAGUCUCUUGUUACUUCUUUCUGUUCUUCCAGCAUCAUCUACCAGAAAAAAUGGUAGUUUUCUCUCUCCGUUAUUAUAAAAAUUAUUACUGUACUUUUCUGGUGCUGAUAUAACACACAUAUCAGCCACCUCUUCAUUGAAAUACAUAGAAGCUGUGGCUUUAAUAGUUUGAAGUAAAAUGAUAGUACUUACUUUUUUCUCCAUCUCAUUUGUGUGGUACUGUAUUAAGCCACAGCACAGCUGUAUCUUGUGCAUUUGAACUGUUCAUUGCUUCAGUAUUUUGCUGCCUUGACUGUAUUGUGUACAUCAAUUUUAUCUGAAAUGUUUAUCCUUUAUAGUCUGGUUAUUGCAACAAGUGUUUGAUUGAUCCAUUAUUUAGUUAAGGCAGAACUUUUUUUUAGCUGCUGAUGUAAAGUGUUUUUUUUAAUGUUAUGCAAAAUAUACAAAAAUACUCAGCUUGCUCAGAAUUUAAGAUUUAAUUGUGAAAAUACUGGAGGAAACAUGACCGAUAAUAAAGUUAUAAAUUCUAAUAUAAA